GGAGUGUUAUUGUCUAAGUGAGGGGGUGUAAAUUAGGUGUUCGGGUGUUCAUUUCAGGUGUUUCCGGCGUAAUUAGGCCUCCCAAGUGUACCUGCCUAGUGUACCGUAGUGCUUUAUAGGCCUAGGGAUCUAUCAAACCUUAAAAAGCACCCUAAUUAGGCCUAAAAAGGGGCGAAAACACGAGUGAUCCCAGGGUGGUGGCGGUGGUGAUUUGUUUAUAUCUAACCCUAGGGUGUAUUUAAGACAAAGCAAGUUAUCUAGGGUGUAUUUUUCAGGGUGUAGGUCUCUGGUAAGGGUGUAUCUAGGGAUCAAGGGCGUGUAAGGGCGUAGAAUACCUUUAUAUAGGGUGUAAUAGGAAGAUUAGGGUGUAUUAGAAAGAUUACGAUAAACUUCCAGGGUGUAAAUAAUUAAAGGUGUAUCUUCUAGGGUGUAGUUGUUCCCAGGGUGUGAUAAUUCUUAAGGGUGCGUAUUUCACGUCUCUAGGGUGCUGUGGGGAUCCAGGGUGAAUAGGGUGUGUGAGAUUAGGGUGCAAAUCUUAAGUGUGAGGAGGUAAUUAGGGUGUAGAUAUUACGCAAGGGUGUUUUCGAGAGCGUAGAGAAAGGUUUAGGGUGUAAAAUCAGGGUGUAUCUAGGGUGUAUGUGCCUGUGUGACGGUGUAAGAGAGAGAGAGGGAGUGAGAGAGAGAGGUAAAGCAUAAUGCCAAAGAGAGAGUGAGAGAGAGAGAGAGAGAGAGAGAGUACAGCAUUGAUACCCAGUAAAGAAGUGGAGGAGGAGGAGGAGGAGGAGGAGGAGCGGCCAUGCUGAAAGGAAGGGGAUGGUUUGGGGGGGGAGGACUGUGGAGGAAAAACCCCCAUUCCCUCGACCAUUUGAGGUACCUGUACAAUGUGUUGAGCAAGAACCAAGUGGUGCAAGAAAGCAACAGGGGACUACUGGUGGAGACACUUCGAUCCAUCGCUGAAAUACUCAUUUGGGGCGAUCAGAAUGAUUCCUCUGUGUUUGACUUCUUCCUGGAGAAAAAUAUGCUGUCUUUUUUCCUGCCAAUAAUGAAGCAGAAAUGUGGUAGCUAUGUGUGUGUUCAGCUGCUGCAAACGCUGAACAUCCUCUUCGAAAAUAUACGGAACGAGACCUCUCUGUACUACCUCCUCUCGAACAACCACGUCAACUCCAUCAUCGUUCAUAAGUUUGAUUUCAGUGACGAGGAGGUAAUGGCUUACUACAUAUCCUUCCUGAAGACUCUGUCGCUGAAACUCAACGCACACACCAUCCAUUUCUUCUACAAUGAGCACACCAACGACUUCCCACUCUACACUGAGGCGAUUAAAUUCUUCAACCAUCCGGAAAGUAUGGUUCGGAUUGCGGUCCGGACUCUGACCCUCAACGUCUACCGGGUGAACGACCAAUCAAUGCUGCAGUUCAUCCGAGACCGAACCGCGGCGCCCUACUUUUCAAAUCUGGUCUGGUUUAUUGGCAACCACAUUUUGGAGCUGGAAAAUUGCGUCAGGAGUGAUGUGGACCACAACAGUCGCGGCAGGCUGGAGGACCUUGUGGCUGAACACCUCGACCAUCUUCACUACAUUAACGACAUCCUGAAGCUCAACAUCGCUACCCUCAAUGCUGUGCUGGCUGACCACCUCCUCAACCGACUCCUGGUGCCCCUCCUGGUCUACUCCCUCAACCCCCGGCAGGAGAAGGAUGACCGGCCCCGCAUUAGCAGUGUAGUGGCCCUGUUCCUUCUGGCCCAAGUGUUCCUAAUUGUGUCCCACGCGCCUCUGGUCCGCGCCCUCGCCAAGAUCAUCUUUUACGGAGACAAUUCAAUCUUCACCGAGGACUCCCAGGUUCUGAAGGGGCAACGAUUUGUACGGAGAGGGUUUGUGGCCCCUGAAGAACCCCUAGAGAAGUCCCUGCAAGCCAGAACAUCAAGUGGAUCUGGGAGCAGCACCUCUCUCUCCCCAGCAGAGGAGCCAAAUGGAGGAGGAGGAGGAGGAGAAAGGGAUGAAGUGGCAAACUAUGAAGACCCAAUGGGAAUAUCUGAUCUUGCGGCCACACACGUAAACAUAACAGAUGAAGAGAAAGAAAUGAUGCGAGCCACCACCAUCACCACCGCCACCACUGCCAGCCCCGCCUCUACUGCCACCGCCACCUCAUCCAGCACUGCGUACCUCAGUGAAAGAAGAGGAGGAGGAGGAGGAGGACGAGAAGAAGAAGAGGAAGAAGAAGAAGGAGAAGGAGGAGAGGAUGACACAGUACCAGGAGGAAGAGAAGGAAGGGAAAGAGGAGGAGGAGGAGGAGGAGGUGGAGGAGGAGAACUAACUGAACCCUCCCUAAUCUCUCGUCCUUUUCUUCUUUCUACAAUUAACGCUCUAAAUUGUUCAGGCGAUGAUUAUUCCUCUCUCUUCGCGCUGUGCCUCUUGUAUGCCCUGGGACACAACCAAGGCAUUAAUCAAGAGCUGCUAGGCAUGGUGGUGGGAGGAGGCAGCAACACCACGUCCAGAGCUACCUAUGACGCACUGUUGGUCGACAAAAUGCUGGAAAUUAUAACUUUAUCGUGCCAAUACAACUCGAAGGUGCGCGUGGCAACCCUGGAGAUGGCAAUACUGGUCCUGAAGCAGCUGGUGGGGGUAGGCCUGGCAGGGGGAGGGGGGAGGAGACACGCUUACCUGAGGGACAAUCACCUGGCCAGCUUAGAGGGGGCGAGAGAGGAGGCAACACUCAUGCUGCGGAAUUUCUAUAAGAGUGAAGAGAUAUUUCUUGACAUGUUUGAGGACGAGUGGCUGGAGCUGCACCGGCGUCCUUUGAAUGUAGAGUACCUCCUGCAGGAUGCCUCUGUACUCCUCCCCCCAGCAGGCACCCCUCUCACUGGCAUCGACUUCAAUAAGAGGCUGCCCUGUGGUGAGGUUGAGAGAGCAAGGCGGGCAAUGAGGGUGUUCUUCUUGGUGAGGGAGGUUAGUCUGGCUGUCAGGGAGGAGAACGACCCACAUUUGCCCCUCACGAACCCUGCCGCCUGUGUUCAAGUGGCUGAUGUUCUGGAUCUUAACAACAGUGACCUCAUCGCCUGCGUGGUCAUCCCCCGCGACGGCCAGAGGACUAAAAGAUUUCUGGUCAUCGAUGUGAUCCAGCUUAUUCUAGUUGAACCGGAUCUGCGGAGACUCGGAUGGGGUGUUUCAAAGUUUGUCGGCUUCCUGCAGGACCUGGAGGUGACUGGAGACAAAGAUGACUCCCGGGUUCUCCACCUCACCAUCCAUCGCCCCUCCGCCUCAUCGGCCGCCCCUCCCAGCCCCUCCUUGCCGCCAAAGUUCAUAUUUGACGACCACAUCAGGUGCAUGGCGGCCAAGCAGAGGCUCAUAAAGGGGAGGAUGAAGGCAAGACAAAGAAAGUUGCACCAAAUUGCUCGUUUGCUUGAACUACCCAGCCAUCUCCAGCCCUGCCCCUCGCCCCCACCGCCCACGCCCCUGCACACCAUGAGGCAGGAGGCCCAUCAAAACGCACAGGACGGAGGAGGAGGCGGAGGAGGAGGAGGAGGAGGAGGAAGAAGAGGAAGAGGAGGAGGAGGCAACCAUUCCAGCCUCAGCCCAGGAAGAGUAAGCCGUCACGUCACCCGCCACCCACACACCUCCUCCUCCUCCUCCUCCUCCACCUCCUCCCUCCUCCCCCCUCCUCCGCCCCCCCGCAGGCCGAGAGGGGGGGGAGGGGGCCAGGUCGUCGUCCCGCCCUCGUCCCAGAAGUGAGGAGAUUCCAUUGGAAGACAUGGUGACAGCUGGGUCCCUGCAGCACACCUCUCUCUCUCUUCCCAAGGUAAACAUUGAGAGCCCAAACAAUGCCUUGGAGGACACCACAACACCCCCACCACCUGCUGGGGACACCACACACCCCCCGCAGGUCACGGAGAGCCCCACGGAGGACGGCACCCACCCCUCGGAGAACCCCAAGCAAGGCAGGGAUGCUAAGGAAGCGAAGGAAGAGAAAAAAGUCAUGAAAAAGAGAGUGAAACAUCAUUUUCAGCUCCUCUUCGUGGCUCUUCCUUUGACGUUUUCGAACCGCGGGCGAAUGGCCAGCUAGAGGGAGGCCAGGACGUGUGCCAGCCCUCGGUUAAGCCCCGGGGAAGCCUUGGGUCAGCGGAUUUCAGCCCCAUUCGAAAGGGAAGAGUUAAGGGAAGUGUUGAAACUGUGUAGUAAAUAUUUUGUUGGGUUGGGUUGGGUGACGUUUGGUUUGGUAAGGUUUGGUUGGGUAAGGUUUUGGUUGGGUAAGGUGAAGUUUGGUAAGGUUUGGUUUGGUUUGGUGAAGUUUGGUUUGGUUUGGUAAGGUUUGGUUUGGUUUGGUGAAGUUUGGUUUGGUUUGGUGAAGUUUAGUAAGGUUUGGUUUGGUUUGGUGAAGUUUGGUUUGGUUUGGUGAAGUUAGGUUGGGUAAGGUUUGGUGAAGUUUGGUUUGGUUUGGGGAAGUUUGGUUUGGUUUGGUGAAGUUUGCUUUGGUUUGGUAAGGUUUGGUUUGGUUUGGUGAAGUUUGGUUUGGUUUGGUAAGGUUUGGUUUGGUUUGGUGAAGUUUGGUUUGGUUUGGUGAAGUUUGGUUUGGUUUGGUGAAGUUUGGUUUGGUUUGGUGAAGUGUGUUUGGGUUCUGUUUAGUUUUCAUAGUUUUGCUUCAGUUUGGUUUGGUUUGGUGUGAAAGAAGACUAAAGAAGAAGAAGAAGAAAGAGAAAGGAGCAGGUAGUGAUGAUGACAAUGAUGAAAGUAAUAUUUUUUUGUGUGAAAUCUUAAUAUUUUCUCAGCUUAUUUUUUUGUUUAUUUAUUUAUUUUUUUCUUGUAUUUUGAUAUUAAUAUUGCUAAGUCUUCACUGUUAUAUUAUUACUUUGAGUUUACAGUCUUGUAAGUUUGUAUGUAUGUAUGUAUGCAUGUAUGUAUGUAUGUAUGUACGUGUUUAAAUUAAUUUAUCACACAAAGUUUAUCUAUACAUCAGCCUGACAAUCCCACACACACACACACACACACACACACACACACACACACACACACACACACACACACACACACACACACACACACACACACACACACACACACACGUCAGGCCCUGUUGGAGAGACUAGAUACAAAAACUCUAAGAAUAAUAAUAAAUAUGAUAUUUUAGUUAACUGGGCAGGGAAUCGUUAGCAAAUGGCCUCGUUAGGUUGUUAGAGGCCAUUAACACUACAAAAGGCUAUAAUGUACAUAAGUAUACUACACUACCAUGUUUGUAUAGAUUUUGAGCGUAUGUUUGUAUGUAUGUAUGUAUAUUUGCAAAUGUGUGUGUGUGUGUGUGUGUAUAUAUAUAUAUUUAUUGUUAUUUUGUUUCUUUAAUUAUUUUUGGGUUUUUUAGGUGAAGAUUUGUGUUAAUAUUCAGGAAAUGGAGGAAAAUGAUGUAAAUGUGAUGUAAUUGUUUGUUUGUUUGUUUGUUUGUUUUGUUUGUUUGUUUUUGUAAGGGAUUCAAGUAUUGGUUUGAUAUGUUAUGAUUCUCUCUCUCUCUCUCUCUCUCUCUCUCUCUCUCUCUCUCUCUCUCUCUCUCUCUCUCUCUCUCUCUCUCUCUCUCUCUCUCUCUCUCUCUCUCUCUCUCUCUCUCUCUCUCUCUCUCUCUCAUUCUGGUCUAUCUCAUAUUUCAAAGUACACACACACACACACACACACACACACACACACACACACACACACACACACACACACACACACACACACACACACACACACACACACACAUACACACACAGCUUCAAAGAGUGUUCAAGAGGAAGAGGAAGACUGCUAAGAUGUACAACUGUUGUUAUUGUUGUUGUUAUCUAAGAAUGUAAACAUAUCUAAUUACACACACACACACACACACACACACACACACACACACAAAGAGGUGCCAAGUAAGUAUACAUGGAAAGAUAUUAAUUGUAUAAAGGAAUGUAUGAAAUUUUGAUAUUGUAUGUUUUUUAUUUAUUUAUUUAUUUAUUUAUUUAUUUAUUUAUUUAUUUAUUUUUAUUUUUAUUUUCUUGUGUUUAUUCAUGUUUGCAGACAAGAAAGAAAGUAAUGUUGAUGAAUUAUUGGAAAAACACUAUUGUUACUGUUAUUAUUGUCAUUAUUAUUAUUACUAUUAUUAUUAUUAUUAUCAUUCAUUCAUUCAUUCAUUCAUACACAAUUUCUUUCAUGUUAACUCAAAAAAAACAAAACAAAUUAAAACAAAACAUUCUAUAUUCCAGUUUCUUCAUUAAUUAUUCAUGUAUAUAAAUCUUCCCACACACCUGUUGACUAGUGCAGGUGUGUUUAGCUCUGUUAUAAAGGGUAACAAUUAUCUGUAUAAAGCCAAGCCCUUUAAGAAUAAAUACACCUUGUAGAAACUGUAUUUAGGGCGUCACAACCUUACCCCAAUGUAUUUAAAGUAUGGAAGAUUGUAUAGGAAGGAGAUUUAAAUGUACAUUGCAAACUGACCCCAAGACUACUUCAGGUGUGUCAGCGGGUGUGUGGCAGUGAUGCAGGUAAGGACACGGACUUGGUAACACUGCUAGACUGAUCCUCUCUCAUUUUCUCACUUUCUUUCACUUUCACUCUCUCACUGGUUGAUCUACACUAUUUCUACCAAGAUUGUAAGGUAUUGGAAUGUUGAGAUACAAAUAAAAUAGUGAAAAUGUUAUUGUAAUAGUGUUUGUUAUUGUGGCUGGGUCCCCGUCACCUGCUUCACUUCCUGUCACACCUGCUGGGACAAGCUUCACCUGUAAUUAACUGUGUGAUUCACCUUGAUUUUCUUCCUCAGAGAUCGAUAUUGUGUAUAAGAUUAAGCUGGAAAGAGAAAUUUGUAUAAUAAAUGAACCUCGUUAGGAGAAUUUUAAAGAUAUCGUACGCUGCAACAUAAUUAUUGUAUAAACAGAGACAAAUGUUAUUGUUAUUCUAUACUGAAAUUUUGUUGCCAUAUUUUAUACAGUUAUGUGUGUAUGUAUGUAUGUAUGUAUGUAUGUUAGCGUUGGUGGGCGGAUGCAAACAACCAUGUAUGUGUGUCUGUCUGUGUGUGUGUAUAUACUUAUAUAUAUAUAUAAAGUAUAGUAAUAAUAAUAAAGCCAUUCUGAA
Molecule: messenger RNA, 7069 nt
Organism: Scylla paramamosain (green mud crab)
Lineage: Eukaryota; Metazoa; Arthropoda; Malacostraca; Decapoda; Portunidae
Gene: ema
Product: protein CLEC16A-like
Biological process (GO): endosomal transport; regulation of autophagosome maturation; endosome to lysosome transport
Cellular component (GO): endolysosome membrane; late endosome
Source: RefSeq, a predicted model, not a curated record